UAUCAUUUGUUUACAAGAUCAAACCCCACUUUAAGCCAGCCGUUAGUAAUAAAUAAUUUGAAUUUACUGGCAAGUUCUAAUUACGAUAAUAGGAAAAGAACAAUAGUCCUUAUUCAUGGCUGGAUGAAUUCAGCGACAUCUGAUUUCAACACAGUUCUAAUUCCAGAAUUUCUAUCUGCUGAAGAUGUCAAUGUACUAGUUGUUGAUUGGAGUAGAGGAGCUAGUUCUAUAAGUUAUAGAAUAGCUAACGAAAACUGUAUUCAAUCUGGGAAAGCUGUCGCUGAAUUUAUCGAUUGGCUGAAUCAUCAAACUGGAGCAAAUUUGAAUCAGUAUCAUAUUAUUGGACACGGUCUUGGCGGUCAUCAGGCUGGAAUCGUAGGAAGAAAUUUGAAUGGCCAAGUUGAAUAUAUUACUGGACUUGAUCCAGCUCUUCUAGGAUGGGUUAACAACAUCAAUCGCUUCCAACCACAAGAUGCUAAAUAUACAGAAGUGAUCCACACGAACUAUGGGUUGAACGGUUAUAUUGGAGACCUAGCUCAAGUUGACUUUUACCCUAAUGGUGGAAUAUCCAUGCCCGGUUGCGAUUCUAACGCCUGUGAUCAUGCAAGAAGUUACUUUUACUUUGCAGAGUCUCUGAAAUCAGGAGGUUUCACUGGAAGACAAUGCCACAAUUAUUACGCUGCUGUAUUAGGCCUGUGUGAUUUUCUACCUGGGGCUCUGCAAAUGGGUGGAUUAAGGCCAAAAACUGGGGCUACCGGAGUGUAUCUACUCGACACAAAUGCGACACCACCAUUUUCACAAGGAUAG
This is a messenger RNA of Aricia agestis (brown argus), 807 nucleotides long. Its product is annotated as pancreatic triacylglycerol lipase-like. Lineage: Eukaryota; Metazoa; Arthropoda; Insecta; Lepidoptera; Lycaenidae. Gene Ontology annotation, molecular function: lipase activity. The transcript is spliced from 5 exons. The record is from RefSeq and is a predicted model, not a curated record. Bases 124 to 807 code for a protein of 227 amino acids.